This is a messenger RNA of Parastagonospora nodorum SN15, 165 nucleotides long. RefSeq lists its product as hypothetical. The transcript has 2 exons. The record is from RefSeq and is a predicted model, not a curated record. Lineage: Eukaryota; Fungi; Ascomycota; Dothideomycetes; Pleosporales; Phaeosphaeriaceae. The coding region runs from base 1 to 165 and encodes 54 amino acids.
AUGAAUGCACGCUACGAAUACAGUAAUACGAGGAACCACGAGGCACUCUGCUUCAAGCGAAGUUUAGACUCCGUACCUUGGGUACAUCCUUACAAAGUACUUGCUGGCGACGGCAUUUGCAAGUACAGAGGUGGGGAAGAUGAUGAUCGUCGGACAUUUGCGUAA